This is a messenger RNA of Coregonus clupeaformis (lake whitefish), 1223 nucleotides long. Its product is annotated as phospholipid phosphatase 5-like. NCBI's taxonomy places the organism in Eukaryota, Metazoa, Chordata, Actinopteri, Salmoniformes, Salmonidae. The transcript is spliced from 8 exons. The record is from RefSeq and is a predicted model, not a curated record. Gene Ontology annotation, biological process: phospholipid metabolic process. The coding region runs from base 180 to 1055 and encodes 291 amino acids. Gene Ontology annotation, molecular function: phosphatidate phosphatase activity.
GAGUUACCUGGUCGGGCGCAACAAUAGUAGUGAAACGAUGACUACAAUAGUUUGAUAAGGUUUUUCUUUCCAUCUUUUACCGCCACAGUUCAACAGCCGACGAAGAUUGGCAUACUUUGAUGCGCUCAAAGCCCUAAGCAGAACCCCUGGGAUAGUUUGAUGACAAGCUAGGCUAGAAGAUGUGGAGGAGUCCAAAUGACUGUUUCGUCUUUGAUGUAUUGACCCGUCUACUGCUGUUUGCAGUGUUCUGUGUGACAGAGGUGCUACCUCCUUUCACUCGUGAGAUCCAGCCAGAGGAGCUGUGGCUCUACAAGUUCCACCAUGUUGAGAAUGACCACGUUCCUACCAAACUCAUGUUUAGCAUUGCACUUUUCACCCCAAUGGCUGUCAUCAUGCUGUUUGCCUUCCUGAACAAGACAGAGAAGAGGGACAUUAAGGAGGCCUCUCUGGCUGUGACUUUGACUCUGGUACUCAAUGGGGUUUUCACCAACGCUAUCAAACUGGCAGUGGGCAGGCCGCGGCCAGAUUUCUUCUACCGCUGUUUCCCUGAUGGUCAGAUGAACACGGAGCUGCGAUGCAGUGGAGACCCCGACACCGUGGAGGAGGGGAGGAAGAGCUUCCCUAGCGGACACUCCUCAUUUGCCUUUGCUGGUCUGGGCUUCACUGCUCUGUAUGUGGCGGGGAAGCUGCACUGCUUUAGUCCAGCAGGACGGGGCAAAGCCUGGCGACUCUGUGCCUUCCUCACCCCUCUCCUCUUGGCCAUCCUCAUCGCCAUGUCCAGGACCUGCGACUACAAACACCACUGGCAAGAUGUCCUGGUGGGCUCUCUGCUGGGGUUGGUGUUUGCCUGUCUGGGCUACUGGCAGCACUACCCGUCUCUCAGUGACACAGACAGCCACAGGCCCCUGGUGCAUCGGGAAGAAGUCCCCGCGGCACAGGAGCGCAAGCAGCAGGAGCAGCAGGCCAACUCAGGAUACCUUCUGCCUCUGACCAAUUGUAUAGAAGUUAAAGGACCACCACGGUUACGUUGGAUCACAAGUAAGGGACCAUGCUAGCACUCUGGGUUUUACAAAUCUAAGAGUAAUCCAAAUCGAAUGAGAAAAUUAAUUAAUCAAUCAUAUGGACUCUUUCUUGAUCACUUAAGAUGCCAAAAUGCAGCUACAGAUACUAUAUGUAUAGUAUGUUGUUUACAAUACUGUGCCAAUAAAGUUUACCAGGGAAUG